UCUUCCUUCGUGGAAAACUCCUCCAUCGCCAACUUAAGAAUUGAUAACUCAGCGCACUACACCGGCCUAUUCGGUUCCUGAAGCAGGACAGGUGUUAACUAGUUAGCACUAACCACGGAGGGGCAGACUGCAGCGCCCACCCCGCGGCUCUCAGCCCCGCCCCAGCCUCGCGCUGUUCGCUACCAAGGGACGGGGCGUGGUCAGAAUCUUGCUCAGGAAGCUGCCCGAGUUGUGGUAACUCUCGCGGGAAGAGGCGUCGUCGCCUCGGUAACGGCGUCGUGGAGGCGAAAGAUGGCGGGGCGAAGUGUUGGCCUCAGGAGUCGGAGCGUUUCAAGGACUCCGCUCCCGCCACGCGUUCAGCAACCUGCUACACCUCGUCGGGACCUCCUCGCCAAGGAGGAGGAAUAUAAGCGUUUAAAUGCAGAAUUAGAGGCAAAAACGGCUGAUCUUGUUCGACAAGCCGAGGAAGUAAUAAGAGAUCAGCAAGAAGAAAGAUCUAAGUCUAUUUCAACACAAAUUAAAUCAUAUGAAGAGGAAGAUGAUUACAGUUUAAGAGGUCCAUUAUUGUCUGAAGGGACAGUUCAUUUACAUUCAGAAACUAAGCCAAAGACCAAAAACGAUACAAUAAACAAAGGUCAAAACAAACUACACUCUUCAAGUAAAGGAAAGAAAAAAAAUUCAAGUAUAAAAUUGAAAUACUCUGAUGUACAAACUGCCAAUGAUGUUGCCAUUCUGGAGGAUUUCUCAGACUUCUCUCUUGCAAAAACAAUUAGCAAAAUUGAAGGGCAACUGGAGGAAGAAGGCUUACCUGAUGUUAUAGAUGAUGAUAUUUUUUGUGGUGUUAGUAAAGACAUUGGAACAGAAGCACAGAUCAGAUUUCUAAAGGCCAAACUCCGUGUUAUGCAGGAGGAAUUGGAUAAUGUUGUGUGUGAAUGCAGUAAAAAGGAGGAUGAAAUUCAGGAUUUAAAGUCUCAACUGAAAAAUUUUGAAGAAGAUUGUGUGAGACAGCAGCGAACAGUUAAUUUACAACAGUCUCAAACGGAAAAAUAUAAAGCUCUUUUCGAAGAAGCAAACAGAAAAUGUGAUGGAUUACAGCAACAGUUGUCUUCAGUAGAAAGGGAAUUAGAAAAUAAAAGAAGACUGCAAAAACAGGCUACCACUAGUCAAAGCGCCAUGGAAGUUCGCUUGAAUCGAGCUCUGGAAGAAGCAGAAAAGUAUAAACUGGAGUUAAGUAAAUUAAGGCAAAAUAACAAGGAUGUAGCAAAUGAAGAACACAAAAAAAUUGAAAUGUUAAAAGCAGAAAACAAGAAGCUAGAAAAACAAAAAGGAGAAUUAAUGAUAGGGUUCAAGAAACAAUUAAAAUUAAUUGAUAUUUUAAAAAGGCAGAAGAUGCAUAUUGAAGCUGCUAAGAUGUUGUCUUUCACUGAAGAAGAGUUUAUAAAGGCACUUGAAUGGGGAAAUUAGUAAGUGAUCUACUUUUCGCCUACAGUAUGUGGUGGAUAUAUAUACCCUUUAAGUUUUAAUGGUUUGAAUUAUUUUUACAUGUAAUGAAGAUAUUUGAUAAUGAAAUCAAAAUAAUUCCAAAUUUCCUAUUUAAAUUUGGGUAUACAAAAUUGAUAUCUAAUUAUUAGAAAAUAUCUUGUAAAACAAAGUAACAGGAGUUUAACUUUUGAUUCUGUUAUCGCUCUUAUGACCUUCUAGCCAUUGUCAACUUCUUCUGAGUAGAAUAUUUUAUGUUCUAGAGAUUUAGCUCUAGUUUGUGAAUGGUGUUUAUCUGAAAGUCUGUUUCUAUAUUCUUACUGACAAUUAAGUGCAUUAGGUAAUAAAGCACUUUAAAAUUCCCCUUUACUUUUCUCUCUACUGUACAGUGGACAGGGAAAGAUUUCCCUGGCCAAAUCAGGGAAGUAAAGUUCCUAAACACAGAGACAAAAGUGGUAUGGAGAGGUCAGUCUCCUGGGUUUAGCCUAUGAUAUGGAGUUUGGUUUAGAACUCAGAUCUUCAAAUUAUCAGUACAAAAACAAUAGUUUGAUUAAAUGUAAUUAACUUUGCAGUUAAAAUAUACUCAAGUAAUUUAAUUUUUAUCAGAAAACAAAUGUUUUCUUAUAGAUAACUGUUUACAAAUCAUGAAAUCAAAGAUGUUUUAGAAAAUCCAGAGACAAUGGAUUCCUACUCUCACUGAGCUGGAAAACAAAAAUUACACUGACAUCUAGUGGUAACAUUCAAGAGUAAGAUUUUACCAAAUCUUGGUAUCACUUCUCUUCACAAUUUUCACUCCUUUUCUGGUACGCCUUCCUAAACUCUUCACCAAGCAUAUCAAUAUCAUCCUCUUUUUUGAAUACUCCCUACAAGAAAAAUAUGUUAUGUAUUACUCUGCCAGAAUAUUUCACUAAAUGUAAGACCAAAAGAUAUAUGGACAUGAAGCUUGUAAGGUUAUCUC
Messenger RNA from Vicugna pacos (alpaca), 2437 nucleotides. It is a transcript of the gene TEX9, whose product is annotated as testis expressed 9. The record is from RefSeq and is a predicted model, not a curated record. NCBI's taxonomy places the organism in Eukaryota, Metazoa, Chordata, Mammalia, Artiodactyla, Camelidae.